UCCUCUAGGUUCUAACCUCUGUUCUCUCUCUCAUCGUUUCAACGGGCGAGGAUUUUUCGAAACUAAAAAGCUCUCCUCUUUCAUGUUUCAGAGAAGAAGGGUUCUGAAAUUCUAUUGGGUUUAAUAGAUGAGCUCGAUUUCGAUUCCCGCCACUUCUUCGCAAGCAGAGGAGGAGAUGGCUGGGGCAAAAUUAGAGGAGUGUUGCCUUGAGAAUAAGCAAUCCAUGGCUACAUCGAGCUCGUCUGUAUCUGAAGGCAGUGGCAGUGCUAUUAUCAAGUCCACAGGGGCUUGCAGCCCAGCAUCUGCUUCUCCAACUCAACGGAGAACUAGUGGUCCUAUUAGGAGAGCCAAAGGCGGUUGGACUCCGAAAGAGGACGAGACAUUAAGGAAUGCCGUUGCUGCUUUCAAUGGGAAGAGUUGGAAGAAAAUAGCUGAAUUUUUUCCUGAUAGAUCCGAAGUGCAGUGUCUGCAUAGAUGGCAGAAGGUUCUUAAUCCAGAACUUGUUAAAGGCCCGUGGAUUCAAGAGGAGGAUGAUAAAAUAAUUGAACUGGUAGCAAAGUAUGGACCUACAAAAUGGUCAUUGAUAGCAAAGUCUUUGCCUGGUCGGAUAGGGAAACAAUGCCGAGAGAGGUGGCACAAUCAUUUGAAUCCUGAUAUAAAGAAGGAGGCUUGGACGUUGGAAGAGGAAUUAGCUCUUAUGAAGGCCCACCAGAUGCAUGGGAACAAGUGGGCCGAAAUCGCGAAGGUUUUACCUGGAAGGACUGAUAAUGCAAUAAAGAAUCAUUGGAAUAGUUCCUUGAAGAAAAAACUUGACUCAUAUUUGACUACUGGGACACUUCCACCACCUCCAAAGUGUGGUGCCAAAGAGCCAAAAUCCAAUGCAACUAAAAAAAUACUUGUUCGUUCAACUAAAGGAUCAGAUUCAACUGCUCAGACAUCAUCUGGAAAUGCAGACAUGUCUAAGCUAGAUGAAGAUGGAAAGGAUCAGUUCGAGUCCGCCGCCCCACCUCAGGAUAUGGGUGCUUCAUUAAGUGUUCACCCAAAUGAAUUUGCAGAUUCUGAAGGUGGUAACCUGAGAUUAUCCUUUAUGGAUCUUAGUUGCUCUAACUCAGACUCAGGGCCAAAAUUUGAUAAUUUUGGAGUAAAAAGAAAGCCUCAGAUUGAGAGUUCUGUCAGUAAUGGCCGGGCAGAGUCUGAGAAUUGUGGAUUUAACAACCAAAUGGACGAAGACAGAGUUAAGACAACAUCUUUUCCGUUUGAAACUCCAAGCUAUGGUUCCUUAUACUAUGAACCACCACCUCUAGAAAGCUCCGUCCAAUUCAAUUCAGGUUUUUCAAGCAUGCAUUGCUUGCAGAAUGAUUACACCUCUAGUCCAAAUUUAUCACCUAUAAGUUUCUUCACUCCUCCUUGUGUGAAGGGCAGUGGUUUAUGUAAUCAAAGUCCUGAAUCAAUUUUGAAAAUAGCUGCUAAGACCUUCCCCAAUACUCCUUCCAUUUUGCGAAAGAGAAAGACCAUUGGCCAAGGACAAUCGGCUCAUAAUAAAGUUGCAAUAGUGGAUUGUGAAUCAGUCAGGGAAAUGCUUAAUGUUUCUAGUGAACACAAAAACAGUGCGGAAGUUUCUGGAUCUCAAGAUGGAAGUUUAUGUGAGAGUCCAACUAGUAAUGGUAUCAGUACCAUUGGGCCUAAUGGUAAGGCAUUUAAUGCAUCUCCACCAUACCGGUUAAGAGCCAGGAGGACUGCCGUUUUCAAGUCUGUGGAGAAACAGCUUGAGUUUACAUGUGAUGAAGAGUAUGAUGCUAAUUCUAUGUCCGUGGAGUUAUCUGCAAAUGGCAGCUAACAAAGAUGGCUGUCACCUGGGGCAUGCAUUGUAAGGGACAAAAGAGAGGGCGAUUCUUUUUGACGUUGGCUGACACUGUUGAACUGGUGAUAUUUCCAAGUCUACAGAGCUUUAGAACAGAGUGAUACUUCGAUUUACCCGACCAUUCUCUGGUCUCACAUCUUCAAUGCCUUACAAGUCAUUAACUCGCAAAUACACCACUUGUUAUUAGUUACAUGAGAGCGGUUUUUCGGCACGCCAACUUGACAAAAUACAGUGGCAGGGGCUUCUGUAUGUGUAGAAUAAAAAUGAUAGGCCCCAAAUACUUGUGAAAAUAUAUUGGUUGUAUCAGGAUUUGUACAGAAAACCCCUCAUCAAGGAGCCAUGAUGCUUCAUCCUUGAAGUUGAAGGAUUUCUCAAUGAAAGCUUAGCUCCUGUCAUUCUUUAUCAAUGUUUAUAGUUACAACUUAACUUCAUUUCCCAUGGAGACACGUGUACGCGUAGAAAUCUUUUUUAUUAAGUGGUCCUGGAAAUCUUAGGGUUACUCUUUAUUGCUCCAA
Messenger RNA from Pyrus x bretschneideri (Chinese white pear), 2376 nucleotides. Its product is annotated as transcription factor MYB3R-3. The transcript has 9 exons. Gene Ontology annotation, biological process: regulation of DNA-templated transcription. The record is from RefSeq and is a predicted model, not a curated record. Gene Ontology annotation, molecular function: RNA polymerase II cis-regulatory region sequence-specific DNA binding; DNA-binding transcription factor activity, RNA polymerase II-specific. The coding region runs from base 128 to 1837 and encodes 569 amino acids. Gene Ontology annotation, cellular component: nucleus. NCBI's taxonomy places the organism in Eukaryota, Viridiplantae, Streptophyta, Magnoliopsida, Rosales, Rosaceae.